This is a messenger RNA of Oenanthe melanoleuca, 828 nucleotides long. Its product is annotated as splicing factor, proline- and glutamine-rich-like. Lineage: Eukaryota; Metazoa; Chordata; Aves; Passeriformes; Muscicapidae. The transcript has a single exon. Bases 1 to 828 code for a protein of 275 amino acids. The record is from RefSeq and is a predicted model, not a curated record.
AUGCCCCCGCGGCCGGCGGAGAGCCGGGCCCCCGCGGCGGCGCGGAGCGGGGCGGCCCGGCCCCGGGGAGCCCGGCACGCAUGGCCCGAGCGCACCCGCGGAGCGCAGCAGCGCAGCGCAGCCCAGCCCAGCCCGGAGCGGCUCCGCCGUGCGCUCCCGCCGCCUCUCCCGGCGCCUCCCCCGCGCCGCCCGGCCAAGGCAGUGGCGGGGGGCGGCGGGGGCGAGGGGCAGCGGGGGGCGGGACCCGCGGGGGGCUGCGCCGCCGGGACACCGCCCCCCGCCCUCUCCCACCCCCGGCCGGCGGCGGGCACGGCGACCGGCACCGGGUGGGGACGGGGACCGGCACGGGAAACCCACCCCGGGGUGCCGGCACUGGGCGGGGACCGUGACCGUGACUGCCCCGGGAACCCCACCCCGGGGUGCUGGGAUCGGGACUGCCCCGGGAGAUCAAGAAUACCUGGACUGGGCGGGGGGAACCCACCCCGGGGUGCCGGGACUGAGCGGGGACCGGGGGGCCGGGACCGUGACCGCCCCGGGGACCACCCCCCGGGAUUCUGGGACCGGCCCGAGACUGUCUUGGGAAGUCCCCUGGAAGUGCCAGCAGCGCCCAGGGACAGUGACCCACCCGCAGCAGCCCCCGGCACGGGGCCGAUUCUCAGCUCAGUCUGCUCGGUGCCCGCGCACCGGAACCGGGCACCGGGCGGCAUCUGGGACGAGGGGCUGGGGCCGCACAAGGGACCCCGGGGAGGGCACAGCACUGCCCACGGAGCUGUCCCUGCCCCGGCAAUACCGGUGUUUAUGCGCUGCCCAGGAGCUGCUUCAGCCUGA